Messenger RNA from Myripristis murdjan (pinecone soldierfish), 2765 nucleotides. RefSeq names its product CUGBP Elav-like family member 3. Gene Ontology annotation, molecular function: RNA binding. Bases 750 to 2132 code for a protein of 460 amino acids. NCBI's taxonomy places the organism in Eukaryota, Metazoa, Chordata, Actinopteri, Holocentriformes, Holocentridae. The transcript is spliced from 14 exons. The record is from RefSeq and is a predicted model, not a curated record.
AGAGCAGGAGAGAUACCGGCAUAGGACGUGAAAAGCUUUCUAGCCAUAAGGAUAGAUCCUCUUAAGGGGAAAAACUGGCCAAAUAGUGCGUAAAAAUAUCUCUUAAUCACGAUUUUUGUGGUUGUAACGGCUCACCUGAAAGAGGCUGUUCACCAAGACCAAGCAAGUUGAAAUUGUUUGGAAGUUUACCCUUUAUUGAGAAGACAAUCAGGCUGCACGGUGGCCCCUAUUGUCAUUUUGUAAUUUCCCAGAAGUUGGAGUGAGAGCCUAGCUUGGUGCUUGGUCCGGAUUUGAGAGAGUCGUGACGAGGAGGGGGGACAGGUUGCCUGUAAUCUCAGAGGGAGCGGUGACAAGCUGUGAUUUGUAGAGCGACGAUACCCGCCGGGACCGGGACCCUAACACCGCUCCAGACAGACCAGCACCACGGGGGUGAAAACACAGCCCAUCCGACCUGCUGCCCGCUAGAUCCCGGGGAGGAGAGAGAGGGAGAGACGGCAGGCACAAAGAGCGGAGAGCAUCCAGAGGGAGGAGGACGGGACGUGAAGCGCGCUGAGGAGGACGACAACGGGGACCGGAGGAGCGCAUCCCUCUUUUUAUUUGUGAUUUGCACAGAGGAGUCUGGCUGUACGAGCCCUCUGAAAACGCUUCCACUGGCCUCGGUUCCUCCUCUCCACUGAUACCUGUUCAGCCCACAUCCCUUCAGUCCCCAAAUCCCUGCGGCCCCCAGUCGCCCUCUCUGCUCUGUCCUGAUGAAGGAGGCCGACGCCAUCAAGCUGUUUGUGGGGCAGAUUCCCCGGAAUCUGGAGGAGAAGGACCUCAAGCCCAUCUUUGAGCAGUUUGGCAAGAUCUAUGAAUUAACUGUGAUAAAGGACAAAUACACUGGCAUGCACAAAGGAUGUGCGUUUCUGACGUACUGUGCGAGGGAGUCAGCGCUGAAAGCCCAGAGCGCCCUACAUGAGCAGAAAACACUACCAGGGAUGAAUCGGCCAAUCCAGGUGAAACCAGCCGACAGCGAGGGGAGAGGAGAGGACAGGAAGUUGUUUGUGGGCAUGCUGGGAAAGCAACAGAGCGACGAUGACGUCAGAAGGCUGUUUGAGCCCUUUGGCAGCAUAGACGAGUGCACUGUGCUGAGAGGACCUGACGGCACCAGCAAAGGGUGUGCGUUUGUAAAGUUCCAGGGACACGCUGAAGCCCAGGCUGCCAUCAAUAGUUUGCACGGGAGCCGCACACUGCCUGGAGCGUCGUCCAGUCUGGUGGUGAAGUUCGCUGACACAGAGAAGGAGCGGGGGCUGAGGAGGAUGCAGCAGGUGGCCUCCCAGCUCGGCAUCUUCAGCCCCAUGACCCUCAACUUCCCCGCCUACAACGCCUACACACAGGCCGUCAACGCACAGGCGCUGGUCCAACAGCAGGCCCUGGUUGCCCAGUCAGCGUACUUGUCUCCCGUGGCAACAGUUGCCGCCGUACAGAUGCAGCAGAUGGCGGCGCUCAACGCCAAUGGAAUCAUCGCCACACCCAUUACACCCAUCACACCGUCCUCGGGUACAAACACCCCACCCACCAUCGCAGCAACACCUGUGCCAGCACUCCCUCCCCCAAUAGGGGUCAAUGGUUACAGCAGUGUGCCCGCCCCCACCAACGGACAACAAGCCACAGAAACACUAUACACCAAUGGCGUCCACCCAUAUCAAGCCCAGAGUCCAGCAGCAGCCCUGGACCCCUUACAGCAGGCGUACGCAGGCAUGCAACACUACACAGCGGCGUACCCUGCUGCAUACGGAUUGGUUGGGCAGCCGUUCCCACAGCAGCCAACCCUGGUUGCCCAGCAACACCAGCAGCCCCAGCAACAGCAGCAGAGAGAAGGUCCGGAGGGCUGUAACAUCUUCAUAUACCACCUGCCUCAGGAGUUCAGUGACUCCGAGAUGCUGCAGAUGUUCCUGCCCUUUGGCAACGUCAUCUCGGCCAAGGUGUUUGUUGACCGCGCCACCAACCAGAGCAAAUGCUUCGGCUUUGUGAGUUUCGACAACCCAGCCAGUGCUCAGACUGCCAUCCAGGCAAUGAAUGGCUUCCAGAUCGGCAUGAAAAGACUGAAAGUGCAGCUCAAAAGGCCCAAAGACGCCAACCGUCCGUAUUGAGAAGCUGCUGAGAAGAGAAGUAAAGAGAAAGAUAGGUGAAGUUUAAGACUCCAGUCGAGGUGGAAUCCCAGGGUUCAUUGUGCUUUCAGACUGUCUCCUGCCUUUGAGCGUCGGGGGAGUGCAGACACACACAUACACAUAGACAUACUCACAUGCAGACACACACACACACACACACACACACAUAACGCGCUCUCCAAACCGAACCUCAAACGGUACAAGGAUGAUAUACAAAUGUACAUAAAGUGCACAAACACACAAACUGCACACACCCACUGACACAAACACACACAAGUUCACACAAGUCAGUAAUCUUAGCCGUACAGCUGACAGCUCAGUUUGGCCGUGGUCUGUGCUGAGUUUGCCAACAGGGUGUUUAGUGCAGUUAAGAUAACUCAGACCAACGGUGUAUGGAAGGUACUGACGAAUAAUGCUGAUAUAUCACUUCAAUAGACUAUAACAUGUCUAUACCAUGUCUAUUACAUGACAAAUAUAGAGGGACCGACGUUUCAUAAUAAAUUAAAAAAAAGAAAAUACAAAAAAGAAGGCUAAAUGAGUAGGUUAGAGAGACUUUGGAAAAAAUCCUAAUGACCUGUAAAUAAUUUAGUUUACAAAGAGCAGCAUUUAAAAAAA